CGCAAAUUCAAUCUCCGACACAACACAAACAUGGCGAGUUUGGUCCGUCGCGCAGCAUCUCGGCUUGUCGGAAACUUUAGCAAAACUCGCUUCUCUGUUAACUCAUUUUCGAAUCACUCUUUAGCCGCUCAUCACCGUCUGCGAUAUCUGACGCCGUCUAUUUCUCGUAACAAUCCCUUCUCAUCAUCGGCUAGAAAGAAAGCUUCCUCAACAGAUUCACUUCUCCGAGUGAUCGAAACUGAGAUCGGAUUCGCCGAGCAAGCUGAUGAUUACGAUCGAGUUGAAGAGACACCAAGUGGCUUCCCUUUCAAAAUGGAAGACAAACCAGGAUCCAAGAUCGUGACUUUGACUAGAGAUUACCAAGGAGAGAGUGUUGUAGUUGAAGUACACAUGACUAAUCUUGUGACUGGUGAUAAAGGAGAUGAUGAAGAGAGUGAAGAGAGUGACGAAGAAGAACAUGAGGAUAAGCCAGAGAAGCCUAAGCAAUCUAAUGUGCCUCUCUUGGUAACACUUUCCAAGAAGAUCGGACCAAGUUUGGAGUUUAGGUGUACUGCUUUUCCGGAUAAGAUUGUGAUUAAGGAUAUGUGGGUUACGUUUCCUGAUGAUCCUUCCAAGGAUGAACUUGUCUAUGAAGGACCUUCCUUCCGGGUUUUGGAUGAGAAGUUAAGGAAGGCUUUCCAUAGGUACAUUGAGAUUAGAGGGAUAACGCCGGGCAUGAUUAACUUCUUGCAUGAGUAUAUGAUCAACAAGGAUAGUAAAGAGCACUUACUGUGGUUGAAAACGCUGAAGAACUUUGUCAAGUCUUGAAGAAAGAAAAUAACACCUUUUUCAAGUUUCAGAUGCUCUCUGUUUUUCAAAUUUUGUAUUUGAAACACAAUUCUAUUAUGUUUGGAUCUUCUAUUUAUGUGAUGCAAAAAGCGAGUAUUGUGAAGUGAAAUCACUAACACAUUCUCUGAGAAGUAUGAGAAUCACUACCACUGUUAGUAAUAACUUUGGCCAAGUUGUCAAAUGUUUCAGUUGAGAAUGUAUUAUGUUUGUAUCUGCA
Molecule: messenger RNA, 1045 nt
Organism: Eruca vesicaria subsp. sativa (arugula)
Lineage: Eukaryota; Viridiplantae; Streptophyta; Magnoliopsida; Brassicales; Brassicaceae
Source: the annotation of a GenBank genome assembly